AUGGCGCGCAAGGAAACCCAACCCAGCGACAAGACGCAACACUGCCAUACGUGCCGCCGGCGCCGGCUGCGCUGCGACGGCGUUCGUCCGACCUGCAACAAGUGCGUCGUGCGCGGGGUCGACUGCCUCGGCUACGGCGCGCAGGCCCUGCUCUGGGUGCAGCCGCAGUCGUCGAGCGACAGCACCGGGGCCGCACAAAAACAGCAGCGGCCGGAGGAACCAGCGGUGGCGGCGGAGACGGCGGUGGGGGGCCGGAGAAAGGGCCGCCCCAAGCUGGUGCUCAUGCCGCGCGCCGCGUCGGAGCUCGCCAUGCCGGACGGCGACGGCCUGGAGCUGACGAGGCGGCCGGGCACCGCCAGCCUGGAUGCGUACCGAGCCGUCAUGCGCAUGCGCGGCUUCCGUGAGGAGAACCUGCGGCGGCGCAGCAUCGUCCCGAGCCCCGGACUGGACCCGGAGGGCUACCAGCAGCAGCGGCUCCUCAUCGACUCCCUCCGCUACUGUAUCUAUACCGCCCACUACCACCACCACCCUGACACUCGACAAAGACUAACCCUCACAGAUGACGACCACGUCUGCUCGGACCUGGUCCUCUUCGACACCCCGAAGAACCCGUUCCGCGUGCUCCUCGAGUUCUGGAGCUACCUGCCGGACGUCGUCGCCGACCCGCUCGUCUCCAUCGCCGCCGUGCACCGCAUCAGCAAGACGCAGUCGGCGCUCGAGGUCGCCGCCUACGUGCCGGGCUACCGGUAUGCGCUGCGCGACGGCGGCGACAGCGGCGGCAGGCUGCUCGCGGUCCGGCACCCGCUCGUGCCCGUCGUCUUCCGCCACCAGCAGCGCAUGGCACGCGCGCUGGCCGCCAUGGUCGCGGACCCGGACGCGCGCGCGCAGCGCGGCCUGCUCGAGGUCGUCACGACGGUGAUGCUCUGCCAGGUCCAGCAAUCGCUCUUCGGCGACUGGGACAAGCAUCUCCUCGGGGCGCAAGCGGUCAUCGCCGCCCGAGGAGGGAUAAAGUCUUUUGCGUUGGAAAAAUCAACACCCGUCAAUUUCGAUAUAUGUACAGUGAUGCAAGUCGAGGUGAUGCGAGACAUCGGGACGCCAGCCUGCCUCCUGCGGCCUCGACAAGCCAUGUUCGAGGACUACCUGGAAUACGUCAUACCCAUAUACCAGGAGGGAUGGCUCUCCGCCUUCCCCUGCACCAACUUCCUGAUGAGCUGCCUCAUGCGCAUCAGCAUGGCCCGCUACGACGACCACCAGGACUCCGCCGGCAUCGCCGCCAGGCUACCCCUACGGCGGCAGCUCCUGGAGGACAUCCUGGCCUUCUCCCCCGCGGACUGGCUCGACUCCCGCGCCGCGCGGCUCGCCGAGGUGUUCGGCCCGCGCGCCAAGGAGGCCGAGGGCGGUCGCACGCGCGCCGCCCUCCUGGACCUCAUCCGAUCCUUCCACAUGUCCACCGUGCUGUACGCCGUCCGCACGCUGCUCCUCGACCGCGGCGUCCACGCACUGACCGGGGUGGGCGACCUGCGGCUAGUGGAGGCGGCGGCGGUCGAGACGCUCGGCGCCUCGCUGCGGCGGGUCUGGGAGACGGAGCGCGCGGCGCCCGACUGGUUCGGCAAGUUCACGAUCUGGCCGCUGUUCGUGCUGGGCAUGUCCGUCGACCCGGUCGCGGAGGAGCCGCGGGGCGAGGGCACCAAGGACUUCAUAUGCAAGUCGCUGCUACGGCUCGGCCACCACAUAGGGAGCAUGGCGUACAAGGACGCCAUAUGGGCCUUGCAGCACACGUGGGAGCGGGAUGGCGGCUUGGAGCGCCCAGGCUGGCUCGAGGCGCUGCCGUUGGACGUCUUGCCAGGUCUGUUCUUCAUGUAG
This is a messenger RNA of Cordyceps fumosorosea ARSEF 2679, 1863 nucleotides long. RefSeq names its product Zn(2)-C6 fungal-type DNA-binding domain protein. The transcript has 3 exons. NCBI's taxonomy places the organism in Eukaryota, Fungi, Ascomycota, Sordariomycetes, Hypocreales, Cordycipitaceae. Gene Ontology annotation, molecular function: DNA-binding transcription factor activity, RNA polymerase II-specific; zinc ion binding; transcription cis-regulatory region binding. Gene Ontology annotation, biological process: positive regulation of transcription by RNA polymerase II. Gene Ontology annotation, cellular component: nucleus. The coding region runs from base 1 to 1863 and encodes 620 amino acids. The record is from RefSeq and is a predicted model, not a curated record.